CCCGGGACUACAGCUCCCGUCGUGCCCCUGCCUGCCUUCUCCGAGCGCGGCGAAAGGCCUGGAAAGGACCUGGGCUCUGGCGACGUCGUCCCGCUCCGGGCCCGGCCCGGCCCGGCGCAGGAAAUGGCAGCGCUAGGAAGAUCCUGUCAGGGCAUUCCCUCGGGCCCCGCCGUGGAGUUCCCCCAGGUCCCCGCCGGGGCCCAUGACCGUCACGGCCCCGCGGCGGCUGUGCGGGACGACCUGCAGCCCGGAGCCUUCGGCCACGACCGUCUGCCGCCGCCCAUGGUGGUAAUGGCAGGGAACGGAAACGACGGCGGCCGUUCCUCCGGCCUGUACCUGCAAAGCGGCUUCGACGUCGCCUCGCUGGCCGCGCUCGGGAGUUACAACGAGGGCCUGCCGGUGGCCCCGGUGGGCUCCUUCACCAGUGCGGCUCGCCCGCACAGCCUGCACCUGCCGCCGGGCCACGGCCAUGUCUCUGUUCGCUGUGGAAAGAAGCAUAAGCUGGAAGAAGAGGCAGAAGGUUGUCCUGUGCGGAAGAAGAGGCUGACAGGAGCCGAAAAUUGCCCUUUGAAUCCCAGCACUGAAGAAUGGAUUCUCUGUGCAGGUCAGCAGGCAGCUGGGGAGGUAGCCAAUCAGUGUGGUGGCAGCGGUCCUGAAGCUGCCACGUUAGAAAUUCCCUGUGAAGAAAUGGAUCAGACACUGGGGGAACAGCAAUGCGAGGUUGCUCGCAGGAAGCUUCAGGAGAUUGAGGACAGGAUAAUUGAUGAAGAUGAGGAAGUUCAUGCUGAUGGAAAUGUUAGCAAUCUGCCCACUCUUAUCCUGUCAGAUACCCUUAAAAAAGGGAUGAAGAGGGAUUUUGGUGAAGUCCUGACAAAGAAAAUAAUAGAAUCUAUGAGCCGUCCCUCGAUGGAGCUGGUGGUUUGGAAACCUCUUCCUGAGUUUCUCACAGAUAAACUGAAGUCUGUUUCUGUUAAGAACAUCAAGAAGCAAAGUACAGAAGGGUGUCAAGCUGAGCCACCAGCACCAAGAGCUGCUUUUGCCCCACAGACUGACACAUUCCCCGAGUCACGACAGACUGCCAUGUCUCCAGAUCCAUAUGCUAGUUUGGGAAUCUCUGGGUGUGCAGAAGAAGAAAUGGAGUUAUAGAUGCCAGAUUUUAGGAAGUGGUGAGCUUCUGAUGGUUUUUGUUGCUGUUUUUCGAUUUCCACUUUCUGCCUGGUUUGAUGUGUGAAUCUGAAGUUUUGAUGUUUGCUUUUGGUUUUCCUACUAACAAUCCUAAGAACAGGGAUUGGCCAGACACGACUUCAUGGCGCCGACCCCCGCCACUUCUGUACGCAGGUCUUGUUUUGACUGAGCAGGUAACCCAGAGGCCUUUGGAAUGCAGAUGUAGCUUUCCCAUCUUGCUUAGCAGUGAAACAUCCUCUUAGUUGUCCUUGGUAAAGUAUAAAAUCUAAAUAUUGAAUGUAACUGUGGCUUAAGCCACGUCUCUCACUUACUGAGCCAUUAAGGACUUUGGUGCACAUACUACACUUG
Molecule: messenger RNA, 1533 nt
Organism: Dryobates pubescens (Downy woodpecker)
Lineage: Eukaryota; Metazoa; Chordata; Aves; Piciformes; Picidae
Gene: CCDC117
Product: coiled-coil domain containing 117
Exons: 6
Coding region: 124-1146 (340 amino acids)
Source: RefSeq, a predicted model, not a curated record